AUGAUCUCUGAUAACGUCCAGGACCCUGAGGCCAAGUCCGAUGAUGGCGCCACUGAUCACGCUCCCAUAUGGAAGAGUAAAAGUACCACCGCCAGAACAUCGCAUAUCACUGAGCAGCCCAUGACAUGGUCAACCUGGCAUCGGCAUAUCAAUUGGCUGAACUGCUUCUUCAUUCUUUUCGUCCCCCUUCUGGGUUGUAUUGGGGCCUACUGGACCCCUCUACAUCCACGCACAGCCCUCUUUGCGCUUGUAUUCUACUUUAAUGCAGGCCUGGGCAUCACUGCUGGAUAUCACCGAUGCUGGGCGCAUUGCUCGUAUAAAGCUACCCUCCCCUUAAAGCUUUACCUGGCCGCCGUCGGCGUCGCUGCGGGCCAGGGCUCGAUCCGCUGGUGGGCGCGUGGCCACCGAGCUCACCAUCGCUACACGGAUACAGAGAAGGACCCAUACUCAGUCCGGAAAGGAUUGUUAUACUCGCACAUCGGAUGGCUCGUUAUGAAGCAAAACUACAAGAAAGUUGGCCGCACAGAUGUCACAGAUCUCGACGCAGAUCCUGUGGUGGUCUGGCAGCACAAGCACUAUAUCAAGUCCGCCCUCUUCAUGAGUUUAAUUCUUCCUACUCUGUUGUGCGGCUUGGGAUGGGGUGAUUGGCAGGGUGGGUUGGUAUAUGCUGGGAUUCUGCGUGUUUUCUUUAUCCAACAAGCCACCUUCUGUGUUAAUUCACUGGCUCAUUGGUUGGGUGAGCAGCCAUUCGACGACCGUAAUUCCCCGCGGGAUCAUGUCAUCACAGCACUGGUGACCUUAGGUGAAGGGUAUCAUAAUUUCCAUCAUGAAUUCCCUUCCGAUUAUCGCAAUGCAAUUCAAUGGUGGCAGUAUGACCCGACCAAGUGGAUGAUCUGGAUCUGGAAACAGCUUGGGCUCGCCUACGAUCUCAAGCAAUUUCGUUACAACGAGAUUGAAAAGGGACGACUGCAGCAGCUGCAGAAGAAGGUGGACCAGAAACGCGCGACUCUAGACUGGGGCAUUCCCCUCGAACAACUUCCUGUGGUAGACUGGGAUGAGUUUGCUACUAAGUCGAGGUCGACUAACAAGGCCCUGGUGGCCAUUGGUGGCGUCAUUCAUGAUGUCUCCGACUUCAUCAAGGAGCAUCCAGGAGGCAAGGCAUUCAUCUCAUCGGCCAUCGGAAAAGACGCCACUGCUAUGUUCAACGGAGGGGUCUAUCAGCACUCCAACGCCGCCCAUAAUCUGCUAUCGACUAUGCGCGUUGGGAUCCUUCGCGGUGGAUGUGAAGUGGAGCAGUGGAAGUAUGUCACGUCUGAGGGUAAACGACCCCUGGGAAUUGACUCGGAGAAGCCGCAGAUUGAUCACGCUGGAAACCCCAGGUGA
This is a messenger RNA of Aspergillus viridinutans, 1383 nucleotides long. Its product is annotated as acyl-CoA desaturase. Gene Ontology annotation, molecular function: stearoyl-CoA 9-desaturase activity; heme binding; iron ion binding. Gene Ontology annotation, biological process: unsaturated fatty acid biosynthetic process. The record is from RefSeq and is a predicted model, not a curated record. Lineage: Eukaryota; Fungi; Ascomycota; Eurotiomycetes; Eurotiales; Aspergillaceae. The coding region runs from base 1 to 1383 and encodes 460 amino acids. The transcript has 2 exons. Gene Ontology annotation, cellular component: endoplasmic reticulum membrane.